Molecule: messenger RNA, 960 nt
Organism: Prorocentrum cordatum
Lineage: Eukaryota; Dinophyceae; Prorocentrales; Prorocentraceae
Source: the annotation of a GenBank genome assembly
GCGAUGCUGUGCAAGGAUGGCUACGACUCGGUCAUCAAGGGAUGCAUCCGCAACCGCAAGAACGCCGCCGAGACCGUGCAGUCCACGGGCAUCGUGGAGUUUGUCAAUGAGAUCAACGAGGAGUACGAUGAGGAGAGCAAAAGGUUGGGCACCGCCGCUGGAGGCCCCAGCACUGCAGAUGAUGACCCUGGCACCGGCGGCGACGCCGCGGGCUCCAGCGGCGCCGCCGAGUCUUUCGGGGCCUCCGUCGUCGAGGAAAAGUUCCAGAAGCUCGCCAAAGGUGCCGAAGACGACGACCGCAGCAAGCUCAACUAUUACCGCCAGUAUGCGAAUACGCUGGUCAAGACGCACUGCAAGUUCAUCGUGGAGCCGUCCAGCGAGAACGAUCUGGCCAAGAUGAUCGCUGCGUCCACGGCUGGCCAGAUGAGAGGGGACUCCCAGAAGGGCGAGUACGUCGGCAUCAUUUACGACGUCAGGACUUCUGGAGAGACGAUCACUUGCCCAAAUCAUCGCAUCCCAAGUUUCCGCCAGCCCCACCACAAGAAGCUCAUCAUGGGCAUGGUUCGCUCCAGGGGCUUGGCAGGGAUCCACGACGGGGACUUGUACUUUAACUUCGAUGGUGGGAAGCACGGGAACUCCACCCCCAUGUUAAACAACUUCGCUGACGACGAUGGGAGGAUGUCGAAGGAGGUAUUCGAAGUGUUCGUCUGCUUCACAGAGGCUAGCAUCGUCGAGCGGUAUCGCAAGCAGUCCUCAGGUAUGGUCCAGCAGGAGGACCAGAUGCAUAUCGUCAGCCGUUACCCCGUGAACCUCAACGGCCGCGCGGGGAAGCACUACCCGGGGACGAACCGCGGGUCGAUCCUGUGCCAGGUGAGUUUGCAGUCCUACAAGGACCCCACAUUCUGGAAGCUCUCGGCCAAGGACAAGAAAGCUAUUUUCGGGAAGGACCACCGCAUUGCG